Molecule: messenger RNA, 5540 nt
Organism: Venturia canescens
Lineage: Eukaryota; Metazoa; Arthropoda; Insecta; Hymenoptera; Ichneumonidae
Gene: mnd
Product: minidiscs
Exons: 8
Coding region: 1816-3297 (493 amino acids)
Biological process (GO): amino acid transmembrane transport
Cellular component (GO): membrane
Molecular function (GO): L-amino acid transmembrane transporter activity
Source: RefSeq, a predicted model, not a curated record
UGCGCGACGAGCACUCGCUAUCACGAAUUACUAUAUUUUGGCUCAUUUGUCGUCGCACUGCGCAACGAUGACAAGGAUCAGAAUCCAAGUUACAGCAUAGAAAAAAGAAACUUUUCAAUGAAGUGCAAAAAAAUUCACGUGCUUCGAGUGAUUCGAGUUUCAAGAGUUUUAUGUUAUCGCAUUGUUAUUGUUGACUAAUCUCAGACUCAUUCGCCAUGUCCACGUAAUUUCACACGUAAUGAAUUAUCUGUAGCCCGGUAUGAAUUCCCGCAAUUUCCGAUUCUUUGGAGGAGCACCGAGUAAAGAAAAUCACACAUUGUAUGCAAGAACGCGCUGUAGCUAGUGCUUUGUAGGUCAUACGUGUGGAAACUAAAAAUAGUCAAUUAUUCCGGUAAUUCAAAAAUAUAAAAUACAACUCACUCGGAUCACGUGAUCUUUGAUAAUAGAAAUUUAUGCGAUUCGGAAGCGUGAUUAUUGUCCAGGAAUUAUCAUGAUUAUUAGUCGAAUUCGUCGCGAUUAAUUUAUCCAAACAUCAAUCGCGACACGAGUGAAUAAAUUGUGGAGUGAAAAAUAAAAAAAAACAUGCUGACCCAACGUUCGAGUUCAUGAAAUCGCAGGUGCAUCUCCAAUACGUGAGUGUUCUCGAGCGACAGCGGACGCGCAACGAACUAGUAAUUAGCAUAUAAAUUCGUUAACUCAAGUUUUGUGUUAUCAAUUGGAAAAAAAAAAAUUUCAAAUUUUUGAAGCGUUAUGAAAAAACUGGGAGCGACGAUAAAUCGGGGGCUUGUUUGAAGAAAAAUGAUGCGUUAUUCGGUAACGCUGUCGUGCUUGUGUUGUCAGAUUAUCACACAAAAAUAAACAAUGAACAUUUUCGAAUCAAUAUAAAUUUCGCCGAUACCAAGCGCUUUUAACUGUAGGCGGAGGCGGGACGAACUAAAGAGUGACAAAAACCGGUGUUUAACCCAACCACGUAUACAAGUGCUUUAUCGAAAAAGUGAACGUUAGGCCAAUCCAGGUCGAAUGGUUUUUGAAUAAAUUCUAAGUGAUUCGGAGUUUAUUUAAUUCUGUCGUACGUAACAAACUCUCGCGUAAUUGGCCGGAGAAGGCGAGAACAGUUAUGAUAUUAUUGCUGUCCAUAUGGGGGAGCCUUCGAGGCAACGGUUUCGUUGUCGGGCGCGUUGGAUCCUGAGCACGUGUUUCAUGAAACGAAGCAAAUUGAAGACGACACAGAGAAACGUGCGUUGACGAUUUCGGCUAGUAGAAACAAUCCCUCCUCCUUAUUUUUCUCCUCCUUCAAGAGGUCACACAAAUUUGUACACUUCGAUGUUUACGUACCCAAGUGUUUUCUAUCUCCUUUUCUGCCCCAUGUGUCUUUUGUGUAGCGUGUGCUAGUCGAUAAGAGUCGAUCGUACGAAACCGAGGAGUGCGUUUGUACGACUGCGAAGGAGGGAGAGGGGCCAAGAGAGAGAGAGAGAAAACUGGCUGUGAGAAAGAAGCGCCCGGAGACGAAAGGCGGGAUGUAACGACGCCGGUAGUGACUGUUCAACGUGAGCAGAGGAUCGAAAAGCAGCGAAAAACCUAAGCGUGUCUUCGCUCGUCGCGUUCGGGUUAAUCUCAUUCGUAAAGGCUGCUUCGCAACCCGCGCAUGUCAAUUCUUGCAUCAUUCUAUUGUAAACUAGAUUGUUUAUACAUUUUAUUUACAAACUAUCGUGCAAUAAAAUUCGACAAUUUUAUAAAUUUACAAUCAAUUUUACAUCAAAUUUUUAACUCGUCGCUUUACAAUCGACAAUCGUGGAUAAUAAAAAAACAGCGAAAAUGCCUGAUAAAGUUGCACCGGUUCCGGAAAAACGAUCUGUUGUCAAAGCCGAAAAUGACACUUCCGUCGACACCGGUGGCGGCGGUAUUAAAUUGAAAAAAGAACUCGGUUUGUUGGACGGUGUUGCUAUCAUCGUCGGGGUUAUUGUCGGUUCGGGGAUUUUCGUCUCCCCUAGAGGAGUACUCAAAAACAGCGGCAGCGUUGGGCUUGCACUUAUCGUAUGGAUUUUUUCCGGUGUGCUAUCACUCGUUGGUGCAUUGUGCUAUGCGGAACUGGGCACGAUGAUACCGAAAUCGGGCGGGGAUUACGCAUACAUCAGCGAUGCAUUUGGUCCACUCCCUGCGUUUCUCUACCUCUGGGUAGCUCUGUUCAUCCUAGUACCGACUGGUAACGCGAUAACUGCCCUCACAUUUGCCCAAUACAUACUGCAACCGGCUUGGCCCGGCUGCAAACCACCCUACGAAGCCGUACGCUUGCUGGCAGCCGUAAUUACAUGUUUACUGACCGCGAUCAAUUGUUACAACGUCAAAUGGGCGACGAGGGUCCAGGACAUAUUUACGGGGACGAAAAUAUUCGCGCUCGUUAUUAUCAUGGCUGCCGGUUUGUGGUGGCUCUGUUUAGGCCACACGGAAAAUUUCGUCAAACCGAUGGCCGGCACCAGCACCGAACCGGGCUACAUUGCGCUCGCCAUUUACUCCGGUCUCUUUUCCUAUUCCGGAUGGAAUUAUCUCAAUUUCGUCACGGAAGAGUUGCAGAAUCCUUACAAGAAUUUGCCAAAAGCCAUCUGCAUAUCGUUGCCACUAAUCACGGUCAUUUACGUACUUGCAAAUGUUGCAUAUUUUGUUGUUUUAACGCAGGAUGAGAUCCUCGCUUCAAACGCAGUCGCAGUCACGUUUGGUAACAAAUUACUGGGAGUGAUGCAUUGGAUAAUGCCAUUUUUUGUGGCGUGUUCGACGUUCGGUGCCUUGAACGGAGCGAUAUUUGCAUCCGCACGGUUAUUUUUCGUCGGAGCCCGAAACGGGCAUUUGCCGAAUGCCAUUGCGCUCAUAAACGUACAAAAUCUGACGCCGAUGCCGUCUCUUAUCUUUCUCUGCAUUAUCACACUAGCCCUGCUGAUCAUAGAGGAUGUCUAUUCGCUGAUCAAUUAUGUGAGCUUCGUUGAGGCACUAUUUACCACGCUAUCGGUCUCUGGCCUUCUCUGGCUCAGGUUCAAAAAGCCACAUCUCGAGCGACCCAUAAAGGUAUCGCUCGUUCUGCCCAUCAUAUUUCUUAUGAUAUGUUUAUUCCUGGUUACGGUUCCCUGCUACGUUUCGCCUUGGGAAGUUGGCGUUGGAAUGAUAAUAAUCCUGUCCGGCAUUCCAGUCUAUUGGAUUUUCAUCCAAUGGCAAAAUAAACCAAAAUGGCUUGUCCAAGGAUCGGAAAAACUUAAUACGGUCUGCGCAAAGAUUUUCAUGUGCGUUCAAGAGGACAAGAACGACUGAUAUCGCGACUACGAAAUAGCAAAAUGAUUAAUUUAUUUAUGAAAUGAAGACACAACGUUACGUCGCGUUCAUGUGAAAUCCUCCUUUUUUUCUUGUUUUCUUUUUCAAGCAUUCCACUCCGAAGAUAUUGCGACUCGAACGACCACAAGUGCCAUUAGUAUUAUUGAGACAGUUGCUGCUUGUUCCGGAGCCUUAAUCCCAGAGCACAACCGUCCGAAGUAAACAUUUUUAUUCGCGAAAAAAAACCGGAGCAAAAUCAAAUGUGCUGGCGAUUGUUUGUUUUGGUUUGCUAGUAUUUAGGAAAAAUUAAUUUGCUAAAAAUUUGUUGAGCAUCGAGGAUCUGACGAUUUUUUAUAGAUUUUCUUAGAGAAACGAAUAUUUAGGCCGAUUUAGGAGUAACCCUAUAAUUAGAGUUUAUUGUAAUUUUUUUUUUUUUUUAACCAAUCGUCAAUUCGAACCUGAAAAGCAAUAACGUUAGAGCUUUUGAGCAAUUAAAAUAUAUAUGAUCCAACAUUACAAAUGUUACGAUUAAAAAUUCGCUGCUUAAGCUCAUGAGCUCAUUGAGCUCAAGAAUUAAAUUACUUGUAGUGAAGUCUGCAAAACGGAUGAAUGAUUCACGAAUUCAAUUGUACAAAGUUAUAAAAUAGGAUUAUACAUUCGAUCGUGAAAAUCUUCAAUAGAACAUUUCUUCUGGAUGUAGAGCCAAAAGAAGUGAGAGAAAAAAAUCUCAAUUAUCAGACAAGCAGAACAUGCAAGAGGAAAUACACUCGAAUAUCACCGAGUGAGACCAAAACUCACAGUUUCAAUUUAAGGGCGAGGUAACGUCAAUUUGGUGAAAAAUGUUUAAGAAUUUUUUUAGACGCUACAGAUAAUACGAAACUAUUUUUUGGUUGUGACAUCAUAAUACAAUAUUUUAAUAUAAUGUCACAAUCAAUAAAAUUGAUUUGCUGUAGCGUCUAAAAAAAUGCUUAAAAUUCGGUCUUUUUUCCACUGAAUAGAAGUUCUCCGCCCUUAACUGAAAUGUGACUAUUUAUACGCAGUUUUAAAAUCCAAGGAAAACGAUCACUAUUUGCUCUAUUGUUUACGAAGGGCAUGUCGACCAAGUCAAUUUCGUUAUGAAUCAUAAGGAUUGAAGUUCCCUGGGUCUCGGAGAUCUACUGAAGCAAUUUUUCAUCAAGUUGCAAACAUUUUUCGAUAAAAUUUUAUCAAAUUAUUUUGUUGCAUAUUGAAUCUGUGAGUGAACUUUCUGUUCGUAUUUUUACUUUAAAAGUGAACAAUUCACGAACAUGUGGCUAUGAAAUUUGCUUUUUCGUAAUAGAUUUUCCAUUUCCGCAUGUGCAAAGAGAUGCAACAUUCGUAGAGGAUCACGCACUACUCGAGAGUGCGUUUUUGAGUGCCUAAAGAAAUUUGAAAAAUGCAUGAAUAUUCGGAUAGAUGCGAUCGGCGAGUGUGAUUUUUACGACAAUACGAUUAAGGUAGUUUAUAUACAAAAAUACACUAAGGUACUUUAGAAAUCAUUGUUAUACAAGCACCGAUUAAAUUCAGGGGUAAACGUAAGCUAAUUACGCUUACAACUGCGAUGUGAGCGAUGAUAAUUACGAUCGCCUAAUAAGGCCAAAAGUUAAUGAGAUCAUGUAACUACAAAAUCAGUUUUACACGUAUUUUACUUUUCCAUAUCUUGGCUAUGCUCUGAUAAAAAUUUUUAAGGAAAUUAAAAAGACAUCCGUUGAAUACUUAACAAAAAUGGGGACGUCGGGAUUUCGUAUUGACGCCGAUCCUCUGAGGUGCUUUGGGGCAGUUUUUAGGGCGAGUCCGAACAGGCUGGGGUAAUUGUUUACGACUGGAAAAGAAAUUUUUUCUUCGUUGGGAUUUUGUCAAUUCUCAUAUUACGGGCCGAAAGGUACACCUAAGUGUUCGAAAUUCAAGGAUUCAAGUUACUUCGAUAAAAGCCUAGUUACACGUAUCAAAAAAAAUGUUUAUACUGUACACUCGAGGGGCUGUCGCGGCGUUCAAUUGCAUAAAAUUGAAAAUUUUGCAAUGAAGAGACUUUGGAGUGUUUGGACUGACCCUCCUAAUUUUAGUACAAAUUACAAGAAAAAUGUAUACACGAAAUGGUAACCGGACGUUUCUGAAUUGUAAAAUAGCUUUUUCAUAAUGGACUGGAAUUAAAAAAUGUCGAUUACCCCGCGGAUUGGGAACAAAAAAAACUGAACCUCAAAAAUAAAAACAAAACAUUAUACAAA